Molecule: messenger RNA, 1305 nt
Organism: Ictidomys tridecemlineatus (thirteen-lined ground squirrel)
Lineage: Eukaryota; Metazoa; Chordata; Mammalia; Rodentia; Sciuridae
Source: RefSeq, a predicted model, not a curated record
AUGCGGGAAGGGGCCAAAGCAAAACCAGAGAACGUCACUGAGAGGUCAGAGCUGAAGGGCUCUCGAGAGCCUUUGACCGAGGGGUGGCCAACACCAGUGCCACCCUCCAAGCCAGACUGCGGCAUUGAGGGUGAGACAGUAAUUGGGAACAACAUACAGCUGACCUGCCAGUCAGCAGAGGGCUCCCUGACCCUGCAGUACAGCUGGAAGAGCUACGGCACCCAGAACCAGGAGCGGCCACUGGUCCCGCCAGCUAGGUCUCCGGAGGUGAGCAGCCUUCAAGCUGUGAAGCACCCUCCGAGCCCCGAUCCUGUGCUUCCCUGGAGCCCUCAGGCCACACCAGGCCACGUUCACCAGCAGCACUUCAUGUCCCGCCCACGAGCUGCGGGGCAGAGCAAGCAGCUGCUGAGGCUCUGUCCACGGGCCCUGCCUGCACCAGCCUCACCCUCUGCUCUCCCCUCAGUCUCAGGCCAGACCGUCUUUCUGAAGAACAUCUCCACAGACAUGUCGGGCUACUACAUCUGCACCUCCAGCAACGACGUGGACUUCUGCAACAUCACCGUGGCUGUCCGACCCCCCUCCAUGAACGUGGCCCUGUAUGCGGGCAUUGCUGGGGGCGUGGUGGCAGCCCUCAUCAUCAUCGGCAUCAUCAUUUACUGCUGCUGCUUCCAGGAAAAGGAUGACAAGGAGGUGGACAAAGAGGACACGAGGCCGAACCGGGCGGCUUACCAGGAGCCAUCAGAGCAACUGAGAGAGCUUUCCAGAGGGAGGGAAGAGGAAGAUGACUACAGGCACGAAGACCAGAGGAGCUCAGGGCGCGAAUCCCCUAACCAUGCUGGACAGUGAUGGGCCGCUGCAGCUGGGGGCAGGGAGGGUCGGGGCGCAGCCUCCUGCUUCCUGGCCUCCUUCUCCCAGGCCCAGCUCUGUCCUCCAGCCCAGGCAGUGGUGGGUGCACUUCUUCCCCAUGCUUGCUUCUGGGGGCCUGGCUGGUCUGGCUGAAGGAAUCCCACCUGUGACCAACCCGCCAACCCACUCCCCUGAAAAAUGACCCCUGCCCACUGCCACACCUAGUUCAGGGUCUGCCCCCAGACCUGGACCAGGCCACAGCCUCCAGCAGCUGAAGCUGGCGGGAGCUCCGGCAGGCGUGCACUGCAUGUGGGCAGCCCUGCUCAGAACUGCCCAAGGACGCCAUGCCAGCCCUUCAAGGGAGCCCAGAACCCAGAGGAGCACCCCACAGAGGGUUGCGCUUAGUGCAUUUUUGCUGAAAGAGUGAAAGAAUAAAUGAGUAUGUGGAGGACUCCAUUG